This is a messenger RNA of Pseudozyma hubeiensis SY62, 225 nucleotides long. RefSeq lists its product as hypothetical. The record is from RefSeq and is a predicted model, not a curated record. Lineage: Eukaryota; Fungi; Basidiomycota; Ustilaginomycetes; Ustilaginales; Ustilaginaceae. The coding region runs from base 1 to 225 and encodes 74 amino acids. The transcript has 2 exons.
AUGGAUGAGGACGCCGUGUGCGAAAGAGGAGUCGAUGAUGCUGUGUCGUUAGGCAUCCAGAUCGCGCCAGUAAACGCGUCGCGCAGAGAUUCUGAAUUUGCAGAUGAUUCGCCUUCGAACACGGAUCAGCCGAUACGGCCGCGGGACCAGAGACGAAGCUGUCUGAACAACCGAUCGAUCCAACAGGCGACGAGGCUGCCCGAAAAUGUCGUACCUGUACGCUAG